Molecule: messenger RNA, 3511 nt
Organism: Nasonia vitripennis (jewel wasp)
Lineage: Eukaryota; Metazoa; Arthropoda; Insecta; Hymenoptera; Pteromalidae
Product: organic cation transporter protein
Exons: 11
Coding region: 1919-3418 (499 amino acids)
Biological process (GO): transmembrane transport
Cellular component (GO): membrane
Molecular function (GO): transmembrane transporter activity
Source: RefSeq, a predicted model, not a curated record
UGUAUAGGCACCUUCUCCUUCCUCGCCGGUCGCUCUUUCCUUCGCGCGGCGGGGCUGUCUCGCGAGCGCGCGCGCUUUAACACGCGAGGCACAUACCCGGAGAACGCAUUGACAAGAAGAGAACGCGUGGUCGCGUUCGUUCGCAUACAUAACGCUCUAGAUCGCGCGAGUGAACGACGAGGCGCCGACUUUUCGCACCGAGAGUUACCGAUUUCGUCGCUGUAAUUGAAAAGGAAUACGUGUACGUUUGGCUGUAUAACAGUGAUUAGCGAGAGCGCGGAAGUUUGCGCGAGUGUUACGCGGAGACGCGCUUCCAUUAUUUAACGCGAAGAGAGAGACGUGGUCGGAUGAAAGAGGCUCUUUUUGUCGCGCGAGACUAACAGUCGGUUAAGAGAGAUAAGGGCCCAGAAGGAGGAAAAACCAGUGGUGCAGAUAGAGAAGCCGCACGCGCGCGCCGAAAAAAAGAGCGGCGACAACGAUGACGAGCUAGCUCUACUAUUAAAUUUCAUACAAGACGGAGAAAGAGAAAGACACACAGGCGCGUUGAGAAGAUAAAUAUUUGAGGAGCAGCUGGACUGGAAACUCUUCGAUGCAGGCGCUCACACGCGCAGACACAUAAUACAUAUAUAGACGCAAAGCGAUCGUCAAGCGGCAGCAGAGUCGACCUAUAGACGAGGCGAUAAGGAUUCAGGAGUCAAAGUCCGCGACUGAGUCGAUUCAUCGGCGGAGCCAUCAGCGCUUUUCGUGGCUCGCAAAGAAUUCGCGCGAACGCGCGCGCGCACGUGUCCCAAUCGGCAAACUAUACCCGUUCGCGCGUUGGUGCAGGAGCUGUACGAGCGCGGAGCAUAGCCACCCGGCGACGUCUCGCGUUUGUUCAUUGUAUGCUGACGACUGCACACUGCACGAGUGUCGAAGCGCACGAGCAGCAACGGCAAGAGCAGCUGAGUGCAGAGACUCGCGGGCAAGCCACUGACGAUUUCCGGAGGUCAAUACCGAUUUGAAUAAGCCAACGUCCCUCGAAACGACGCUCGCGCCAGCCUUCGGGGGAAACUACAGAGAUAAUUUCUCCAAAAAGUAAUUUUCGGCCUAAUCACAAUACCUAGUUCUGACGUACUGCAUUACCAGGCAGUGUAAUGAAGAAUUUGCAAAUCAACGACCAUGCUCCGCACACGGACAUACUUAUACACUCAUUUCGUCGACUCCCUGGCGCAUGCUACAGCAGCAGAAACACGACAGAACCAGAAAAGAAAGAUCGAAGCUUGCUUGAAAUAUACGAGCUGUGAAAAAGCGGUCUAUAUUCGAAAGCUCGCUUAUACUUUCGUCAUCAUCAGAACGAGGCCUUAGCCUACAAUCGUCAACGCGCGUCAUGUCAUAUUCGAUCAAAGAUAUUCUCAAUCCUCGUAUAAAGCCUCGCGUGAUCGAUAUAAUCCAUCCACAGCGAUCCUUUCCUCAUCGGCGAGGAGAAAAGAUCGAUCGAUCGACGAGGGCUGAAAAUUACGCGACGCGGCGAGUCUCGAGAACACACACCUCGAAAGCUGCUCUCGAUCGUCUCAAGGCUCUCCCGUUGCAUUUUGUGUCUGUGAGCGGCGGCUACGACGGCGGCGGUCGCCGCCGCUGCGAACAUGUCAUUAUGACAUUCGACUCGUUUCGCGUAAUGUUCGACGCAAGCGCGUGCGGGGUCUUGCCGAUGCCGCGGGGGCUGCAUUAGUUGAAAGAUCCUCGUAAAUAAAAGUGUUACAAGGACGUGAACCGUAUAAUAUGCUCGAUGCCGAUGAGUGGUUGCAGUUGCUGUGUUGCGCGGCGAUCGUGAUUGAAAGACUUAAACGGUAAGCACAUCAUCAAUAGCUGCAAGGAUGCCGAGGCAGCAGCGAGCAAUGGAGCUGCCGAUAACGGGAGCGGUGAUGCGGUGCAACGCGCGAUGGGCUAUCUUGGCCGCUGGCAGAUCUUCGUCUGCACGGCUAUAUCCCUGGUCAAGUUCCCGGUCGCCUGGCACCAACUGGCCAUUGUCUUCAUGGCGCCAAAGCAGACUUACAAUUGCGCGCUGCCGGGCUUUGGAAAUGCGAGCGAUCAGUGCCACGCGACGAUCAAUGGCAGUGACGUCGAGUGCACCCAGUGGGAAUUCGACAGGAGUGUCUUCCCCGAGACCAUAAUAUCACAGUGGAAUCUCGUGUGUUCUCGAUCGCACUAUGCAAACCUUCAGCAAUCCAUUCUUAUGUUUGGUAUUUUGCUUGGUAGCAUCUCUUUUGGCUUUUUGUCCGAUAGAUUUGGUCGAAAACUUCCUUUAAUGGUCUCUACUGUGCUUCAAUUGGCAUCUGGCAUUGGCUGUGCCGUUGUCGCAUGGUUUCCGGCUCUGCUGUUAAUGAAAUUUUUAAGUGCCGUUGCGACUGGUGGCACGAUGGUCACUAGUUAUGUAAUAUGUAUGGAAAUUGUCGGCAAAAGUUGGCGAGCCGCUAUAACUAUUCUCUACCAAAUUCCGUAUAGUUUGGGCCACAUGUCUUUGGCCGGUCUCGCUUAUUGGUUCAGGCAUUGGCAACAUCUUCAAAUCGCAAUGACUUUACCUUCCAUCAUACUGCUCGGCUACUGGUGGGUCGUUCCCGAGUCUCCGAGAUGGCUCCUCGCCAUGGGCAGACAGAGAGCUGCUUGCAAAGUCCUCCAAACCGCUGCCAAAAUUAAUAAAUUAGAUGAUAAAGAAAUUCCCGAAAUCGUUAAAAAGUACUGCUUGCAUCAGAAUGCCAAAAAAACGGAAGCAGAUGGUCGAGCGUCAUUUUUGGAUCUUUUCCGCACACCUAAUAUGCGAAUAAAGUCGUUGUCAAUUUUCUUCAAUUGGAUUGUGUGUGGAAUGGGACUUUUUGGAAUGACUCAGUACAUCGGACACGUUGGUGGUGACAUUUUUUUGAACUUCGCACUUUCUGGAGCAAUUCAAAUUCCUGGAAAUUUCCUCGCUUGGUGGACAAUGAAUACUUUAGGUAGAAGAAUUACGCUGGUUGCAAGUAACUGCAUAGCUGGUCUUGCAAGUCUUUUGUUGAUUUUUGUUACAUCUGAUCUUGAGUGGCUAAGGUUGAUCUUUGCGUGCUUUGGUAUUGUCGGCAUGUCAGUUUCCUUCACAACUGUUUAUUUAUAUUCCGGUGAACUAUUUCCCACGGUGAUAAGAAAUAUUGGAGUUGGAACAAGUAGCAUGUGUGCAAGAAUAGGCUCAAUGGUUGCACCUUUCGUAGUAUCUUUGGGUACAAUUCAGCCAUGGCUACCACCUGUUAUUUUCGGAGUACUACCCAUAAUUGGUGCCGGCCUUUGUAUUCUAUUACCAGAAACUGCAGGCAGUGAACUUCCAGAAACUUUGCAAGAUGGUGAAGAUUUUGGAAAAUCAAAAACAAAGUUUAAAAAUGGGAAGAUAUGCAACGAAGCUGAAGUGACCUUGUAAAGUGAAAAUGGAUUGUACGGAAGUGUUUAUUUUUACGUAUGAUAACUAAUAAACUGUAACGAACAGUGAAAAAAUAUAGCACACGCGCUAAUA